Messenger RNA from Drosophila melanogaster (fruit fly), 540 nucleotides. RefSeq names its product BG642312. The transcript is spliced from 3 exons. The record is from RefSeq and is marked reviewed. Bases 152 to 385 code for a protein of 77 amino acids. Lineage: Eukaryota; Metazoa; Arthropoda; Insecta; Diptera; Drosophilidae.
CCCUCUCUACGAACUCAGGACGCUCUUCUUUGGCCACCAGAAAGAGUGAGUGAAGACUUGGCUAAUCGCCGACGACAUACGUUGAAGAGCUCCAGACUGGCACACUUGCACAUAUAAAAAGUGGACCCAACCGAAUUUUGCUUGUCAGUUAAUGCCCAUCAAUCGAAUCAAUCCCAGCACAGCCAUGAGAAGCGCGUCGCUUAAGUUCUAUCUGAUAUGUCUGCUAGUUAUCUGCGUGAUCGGUUGGAGUGCUGGAGCACCGAGUCCGCAACUUUCACGUAAGGAACUCGAGGAUCGAUAUCGACAAAAGCCCCCGGUGCCUGAUGAGCGAGAUGCGGAUGCAGAAUUGGAUAGUGCCUACGAUCGGAAUACCCGAAGACCUUGAAGUGCAAAUCUGAAAGGCUGGAGACACCCAACGCCCACAAUUGAUUUGUGGUUCUGUGUGGAGUGCCACUUUUUAUGUCGUAUUCAGGGUUAUGGCUAUGUAGUUCUAAGCUUAGGCAAAAUGUACAAGCGUAAAAUAAAGCAAUUACUUGGGUG